GUCCCGCCCCGCUCCGGGGCGCCGGGGAGAGCGCGCCUGGGCCGGCGGCAGGCACGGGAGGGGGUCCCGGAGUCAGGGGGUCCCGGAGCCGGCGUCACAGUGCCCAGCACCCCACCCGCCGCCCUGGCCCCGGGCGUCUACACCGGUUUCGGCCUCCGCCGCGUCCCUGCAGCCCGGCGUGAGGUUCCGGGGGCGGAGCGGCUUUCGGAGAGAAAGGGGGCCGGUCCGCGCUGGGAGAGGCUCAGCCCUGCUUCCUGAGCGGGGAAACCGAGGCCGGGGCGGCGGGGACUUGCCCCAGGGCCAUUGAUCGGGGCGCACGGCGGUGUGGGGGCACCCCUCGGCCUCCCUCCGACGCCCUCCUGCCUGUCCGCCCGGUGAUGGGCGCACCUGUGGGGCGGAUUCCCCUUUCUCUCCCCUUCCUCUUCGCAGGGAGGUGGGGGACCCAGAGGGGACCUGCUUCCGUGCUGGGGAGCGCGCCCCUGGCCUCCAGCUCCGGGGGCCCGGCUCCCAAGCGAAGGGAAGGAAGAGUUAGGACUAGGGUUUGGCGGGGCUGAAAUCUUCCCCUGGACGCCUUCCAGAAGGUGGGAGCUUGGUUUUGCCAGGCUGGGGUUGGGGGCCAGAGGUCAGACUGGGCUGCCAAAGACGGCGGGGGCUGCCUGCUCCUGGGCGGGGUGGCUGCCGGAGAAGGCUCUUGCCUGCCCCGUCUCCCUGUUAGCCGUCCCCAGGCUGUUGCUACAUUUCUCUCUGCCCUGUUUGGACUGCCCAGCCAGUGGCUUUUGCAAUGGCCUGGGGUGGGGGCAUUGUGGCCUCAGAGGCCCCCUUCCCCGUGGUUCCAGGGGCAGUGGGUGAGGGUUUGCUGGCUGCCUGCACUCGAUGUCCUUGCCAGUCCUGGGAGGGCACUGAGGCUGCUGGAACGGGCCUACACUCAUGGCUUCCCACGGAGCCCCAGAAGCUCCAGGAAUAUGAAGGAGGACCCUGGGGCUGAUGGAGAGCAUGGAGAGUCCGAGAAGGGCCUGAUGGCUGCUCAGCCAGACGUGUGUGUGACCGGUGGUAAUGCGGGCCAGGUGGCCCAGGCCGAGGUCCCGGGGAGCGCACACUCCAGGGCUGGCCCAGGUGGUGACUGGCGCUGACGUCCCCAGUAGAGCACCCUUCAGGGAGGAAGGUGGUUUGCAGAAACAGGGAGUUCCUGGGGGCUGGGCUCUGGGCACCUGUGCUGGAAUCUCUGAAGGCCUCACCUGUGGUUCUGGCCCUGGGAUCCCCUGUAGGCAGGGGUCUCUGUGAGGGCCCCCCCCUCAGCCCCUGGGGUGCUUCAGAGUAGGGGCAAGGGUGCAGCUUUCCCAGCUGAGGAGGGGCCAGUCUUUGGGUUCCUUGGAGGGGUGCCCCCCACCCCGAGGAAAUGGCUUGUGUGGUUCUGAUGCCAGCAGGGCAUCCUGUGCCGGGCGUGUCCUGGGGUGCGGACAGGGGACAGGGUCCUGUUCUUUCAGCAAAAGUGACAGUGCACCUGACUUAGGAGACCCUGGAGCAGACCCCACUACUGAGCCAGACCACAGGCCACGGCCUCUUCAUUGGCAGCCUCCUUGUGUGAGAAAGCCUGGCUUGUUCUGCAGGGGCCUCUGCCUGGACUUCAUAGUUGUUUUCCAGGGACCAAAUCACAGUUCACCUGCUGCCCUUUCUAUGGACCUGGCAGGCUGGGUUGGCUGGCACUGGCCCUGCUGCCCCACUUGGCCCUGUCCCCAUCUCAGCCUGGAGAUUCUGGCUAACCCGGGCAUCCUCGGGACCUGGGGCCUCUGAUGGUGCUUGGAUGGGACCCUCCUGCCACCCUCACCUCUCCAGGGCAGCACCCAGGCUCAGGCCUGUGGAGUAGUGGCUUUCGGGACACUGGCUGCUAACAGCAGGUGCUUUGUUCCUGCUUUGGUCCCUGAAGAGAAGGGAGGGCCAGAGGGCAGGGCAGUCGGCAGGAGAGGCCUGGGGCUCCAUGGCUACCUUCCCCCACACCUCUGCACACGCUCCCCAGGCCCCAGGGUCCCUGAUGACUCCCAAGACUCCCAGCAAUGGCUAAGAGUGGGGCUGUUGCGAACGUGCGUUCCCUCCAUGGGGGCCGUCGGGAGGGGUAAGAAAGGCAGAUGAAGAGGAGGCGCUUUGUCACUCCAGGGAAGGGAUCCGGGGGGCUGGAAGGGAAGGAGGGGAUACUCGGCCUCUGUUCCUGCUGUGCGCCACGGGUGCCUGCAGCCUCGGGAACAGGGAUUCGCAUGUGCUCCGUGUUAUAAAUAAGGACACUGAGGCUGAGAUAAGCAACUUGAAACUGGGGCAGGGUCCCCAAGCCAGGAUGGGGUGGAACUGGGGUUCGAACCCAUUGACAGUGACUCCAGAGUACCUGCUUUUCACUUUCCCCUUAUUCCCAGCCCAGCGCUUGGGGCCGCUGAGGCAGCCCUGCGGCAGGCCUGAGCUCUGGGAGGGGCGCUCCAUCUUGCCCCUGGGCAAUGGCUGCCCUGGCUGAGGCCCAGCCCCUCCCCACGGGGUUCCAGGCGGCACCCAAGAGACCCCCACUGUCUACACCGUAGUUCUGAGCGUGUGAGGGACAGUGAUGGGACUAGAACCGCUGAGGCAGCCUUCGUUCCCACCGGGCUUGGGGCUGAGACCACGGACCCCUUCCAGGCAGGGGGUGCCCCCUGAGCCAUUCCCUGUGUGCGCAGUUAGGGUGGAGCUGCAGGGCACGUUUUCUCACCAGGGGCCGAUGCCCUGGUACAUCCAUUCGACAGAGGAAAGCAAAGCCCGGAGCGGCUCUGUGUCCUACAGCUGGGUUCAGCUACAGGAUCAGAAAAUCCUCAAGACAGCAGCUUAAUCCACAGAGAAGUUUACUUUUUCAUACAGCAAAGGAGACCAGAUGGGCAGCCUAGGGAAACAGCACAUCAUCAGCUGGUUCGUGCGAAGCUUCAAGUACUUUUACGGGCUCCGCUUCGAGGUGCGGGACCAGCACAGGCUGCAGGAGGCCCGGCCCUGCGUCAUCGUCUCCAACCACCAGAGCAUCCUGGACAUGAUGGGCCUCAUGGAGGUCCUUCCGGAGCGCUGCGUGCAGAUCGCCAAGCGGGAGCUGCUCUUCCUGGGGCCUGUGGGCCUCAUCAUGUACCUCGGGGGCGUCUUCUUCAUCAACCGGCAGCGCUCUAGCACUGCCAUGACAGUGAUGGCCGACCUGGGCGAGCGCAUGGUCAGGGAGAACCUCAAAGUGUGGAUCUACCCCGAGGGUACUCGCAACGACAAUGGGGACCUGCUGCCUUUUAAGAAGGGCGCCUUCUACCUGGCAGUCCAGGCACAGGUGCCCAUCGUCCCUGUGGUGUACUCCUCCUUCUCCUCCUUCUACAACACCAAGAAGAAGUUCUUCACUUCAGGAACAGUCACAGUGCAGGUGCUGGAAGCCAUCCCCACCAGCGGCCUCACUGUGGCAGACGUCCCUGCGCUCGUGGACACCUGCCACCAGGCCAUGAGGACCACCUUCCUCCACAUCUCCAAGACCCCCCAGGAGAAUGGGGCCACUGCGGGGCCUGGCGUGCAGCCGGCCCAGUAGCCCAGACAUGGCAGGGCAGGACCUGGGGAGGGCAGGUGGAAGCCAAUGGCUGGAGGAUGGCAGAGGGGACCCCUCCAGGCUUCCAAAUACCACUCUGUCCGGCUCCCCCGGCUCUCACUCGACCCGGGAAGCAGGAAGCCCCUUCUGUCACUGGCCUCAGACAUGGGCCCCUGGCAUCCCCUGCAGGGGGCUUAGCUGGACCCUCCCCAGGCUCGAGGGCAGGGACUCACGCCUGCGGCGCCUCUGGGAGCUGGGAUGAUGAAGAUGAGGGUUGCAGCUGUGGCCCGCAGGUGGGCUGAGCCACAAGGCCCCCGAUGGCCCAGGAGCAGAUGGGAGGACCCCGAGGCCCGAUGCACACUGUCCGAGCCCUCUGCUCAGCCGCCUGGGACCCACCAGGAUGCAGCUGGGCUCCAGGGUCCAGCCCACAAGCUGCAUCAGGCUCUCAGGGAGAGGAGGGGCUGGAGGGCCGGGAGUCCCAGACUCACGUACCCUGGGCCACAGGGAGCCGGGAAUUGGGGCCUGCUGCUCCUGCCGGCCUGGAGGACUCUGUGGGGUCAGCAUUGUACUCCGCUGCCGUUUUUUUAUAAACACACUCUUGGAAGUGGC
Messenger RNA from Pongo pygmaeus (Bornean orangutan), 4168 nucleotides. RefSeq names its product 1-acylglycerol-3-phosphate O-acyltransferase 2 (gene AGPAT2). The transcript has 6 exons. NCBI's taxonomy places the organism in Eukaryota, Metazoa, Chordata, Mammalia, Primates, Hominidae. Gene Ontology annotation, biological process: phosphatidic acid biosynthetic process. Gene Ontology annotation, molecular function: 1-acylglycerol-3-phosphate O-acyltransferase activity. The record is from RefSeq and is a predicted model, not a curated record. The coding region runs from base 2885 to 3562 and encodes 225 amino acids. Gene Ontology annotation, cellular component: membrane; endoplasmic reticulum.